This is a messenger RNA of Drosophila kikkawai, 731 nucleotides long. It is a transcript of the gene Obp19c, whose product is annotated as Odorant-binding protein 19c. NCBI's taxonomy places the organism in Eukaryota, Metazoa, Arthropoda, Insecta, Diptera, Drosophilidae. Gene Ontology annotation, molecular function: odorant binding. Gene Ontology annotation, biological process: sensory perception of smell. The record is from RefSeq and is a predicted model, not a curated record.
CUCAUCCCAAGAUGAAACCAUUCGCUGCAAUUAUUGCCCUCUUGGCCGGCAUCCUGAUCCUGCCCAGCAUCGAGGGCCAGAAUCAAGCCUUCGAUCUGGCCAAGCUGAUGCCCAAGAGCGGCUCGCAGCCCAUCUGGACGGUGAUCAAUCGGAAUCUGCCGCAGGUACAGGAAAUGAUCAAUGCAGCCCGCAAGGAGUGCCUCCAGCAGCUGGGCCUGCCCAAGGAUCAGCGACCGCUGAUGCAAGUGGCAAGUCCCACGGCCAAGGAGAAAUGCCUGAUGGAGUGCGUCCUAAAGAAGAUCAAGCUGAUGGAUGGAAACAACAAGCUCAAUGUGGGCCAGGUGGAGAAGCUGGCCAGCCUGGUGACUCAGGACAACAAGGUGGCCAUAGCCCUAAGCUGUGGCAUGGCCCAAACCUGCAACCGGAUCAUCACCGUCAAGGAUUCCUGCGAGGCAGCCCAUCAGUUCAACCAGUGCAUCGGCCGCCAGCUGGACCGCAACAGUGUGAAGCUGGUGUGGUAGGGAGAUGUAAGGGAGGAGGCUGAAGGGAUAAGGUAACCCGUGGCCCAAGAGAUGACCAUUUGGGAUAAAACUAUUUAAAAUAUUUUGAAAUUAUCACCUAUAAUCUCAAAUGGGAAAUUUAAGCUUGAACUGGGAAGGACUAAAAGGAAUUUGCUCGCCUAAUUGUUAAAUAUAUUUAUAAACUUAUCUCAAUAAAAUAAAUAAAAUAAA